GUCAUUUUCUGCAAGCCCCUCUCGGGUUUCGAUUUAUAGCAAUGAAAUUGAAUCUGGGUCUCAUGAUUUGGCUUUUAAUUAUGCUUUGGGACCUAAAGAAGAUGAGGAAACUGGAAAGAUCCCCGUUAAAGCUUACUUCCUCUGUACCAGUAUUAAUUUGAAGAGCAUGCAAGCAGAGAAUUUAAGCAAUGUUGUUCCUCCUACCUCUCGCUCAACAAAUUAUAUUGUCCUCAGAUUUUUCGAUUUCUCUUCAGAAAUUAGUGCACUUGGAAUAAGAGAAUAUGUCAGCUGCCGCUACAUGGUUGUAUUCCAAUAUGGAUCUGCUGUUCUAUUUAAUAUUGAGGAUCCUGAAGUUGAAAGGUACCUGGAAAUAGUAAGGAGGCAUACUUCUGGAUUGCUCUCCGAGAUGAGGAAAGAUGAUUAUGCGAUAAAAGAGAAACCUCUUCUGGCUGAGGAUAUGCAGGGAGGCCAAGAUUACAUUGUUCUCAAAACCUUAGACACUGAUAGUAUUCGCAUUAUUGGAAGUGUGCUUGGCCAAAGCAUUGCUCUGGACCAUUUUGUUUCACAGGUUGAUGGAAUGGUUGAAGAGUUUGCUGGCAUAAAUCGUGCAAUGGAAAAAACUGGGACUUUCACAAUGGAUAGGAAAAAGCUCCUUCAACUUGUUGGGAAGGCUAAUUCAAAUCUAGCUGAUGUGAUUCUUAAAGUUGGUCUUUUUGAGAGAUCUGAAAUUGCUUGGAGGGAUGCAAAAUAUUCUCAAAUAUACGAGUACCUGAGGGAGGAGUAUGAAGUUACACAACGCUUUGGAAAUCUGGAUUUCAAAUUAAAAUUUGUAGAGCACAACAUUCAUUUCCUUCAAGAAGUUAUCCAAAACAGACGAUCAGAUCUUCUGGAAUGGUGCAUUAUUUUCCUGCUGAGCAUAGAGAAUAUCAUAUCAAUAUAUGAGAUAGUUCAAGGAUGA
Molecule: messenger RNA, 958 nt
Organism: Dovyalis caffra
Lineage: Eukaryota; Viridiplantae; Streptophyta; Magnoliopsida; Malpighiales; Salicaceae
Source: the annotation of a GenBank genome assembly